GCUAGAGAUUCUCUCCGGUCUGUCAAACUACAGCACAGCAAGUGACACUUUCUCUCAUUUUAACACGUUAAGUUAAAGUUUAAAGGUUUUACAGUUUCCCCACACCCACUGUAAAAAAAUGCAGGCAGCAGCGAUGCCCAGGAAAAAGUCUAAACGAAAGAAGAAUAAGAAAGAACGGAAGAAACGCAGAGCUUCAACGUCUUCCUGUGAGGAUCAGGGAAAAGAGGACACAGAGAGACGCAGAAGCGGUGAGAGGGACAAACACAAGCAUGUGAGCAGUGAAAGCACUGACUGUCCACGAUCAGCGCAGGAAAUCCAGGCAAAAAGUAGAGCUUACAGAAAAUCAGAUAAAGAAAGCGUGAAGGUGAAAUCAGAAGCAGAGAAAGAUCCUCAUGGCCGUAAGCACUGUUCAGUAAAACACUCUUCCUCACGGCUUGAUGCGUCUACCUCAACAGAGAGCUCCAGUAGUUCUAUUCCUAAAGCCCCAGCCAAAGAGCAGCAUGAGUGGAGUAAGAACCUGGGGAAGAGGAAGUCUUCUUCAGAGGAGCCUGGAAAGAGAGCAACCGAGGGUGAAGAAAAGAUGAAGAAGCUCAUAAAAAGAAAGGCAUCCACGGAGGAUGAUUACCCAGUGACCAAGCAGAGAUCUGGCAAAGAACAGACUGAGGCUGACAAGACAGUGAGAAAAGAGUUAGCCGAGAAGGAGUACAGGAAGUGGAAAGAAGAGCGCGUCUCAGAAUGGAAACGGAGCAGUCAUGAGAAAGGUCCGAGCCAAAGCUUGUUUAAGGAGUUGAAACAUGUAGCAUCUGACUCCAUCUCUCCCCAUACCUCCAGAGAUAAGCCAUCAUCAUCAUCAUCAUCUUUUAAAAUAAGUUUCAAAAUCCCAAAGAAGUCCAGUGUUGUGAAAACACAGAAAAUAGUCGCAGCCAAUUGGCAAAAUGAGAAAAAAUCUCCCAUCACUAGUAAAUGUCUUCUUAAAGCGAUAGACGCUCCAACUGUGAAAGUAACUCCUGAACAGACUACACCAAGCCCUACAGAGGUUCCUCCUCCGGUUCCUGCAAGUUCUCCUCAUGUCCAGGGCCUGCAGUCGGGUGCACCAGAAAAGACGGGAGUGACAAGCAGCAGUAAUGCUUUAUUACAGCAUGUUAGUUGUUAUGAUUCUCCUGAACGCACAGAAACCACUGAUGACGAUGAUUUUGAGAUGCAGAUAGUUGAAGAGCUGCACCUGGCCCGCUCUAACAGGCAACUGCACGUGAAUGUGGAGGAGAGUUACGGAGAGCUGACCAGCAUGGAUGUGGACCCUGCAGACGAGAGCGCCACCACCGCAUCCAGUCAGAAGCAGCAGCAGGACCUCCUCAUUGUACUCGACACUAAUGUUCUCCUCAGCCACCUGGAUUUUGUGAAGAAGAUCAGAUCUCAUGGACUUGGAGCUCUGGGAUUCCCAACACUGCUGGUUCCCUGGGUUGUCCUCCAGGAGCUGGACUCUUUAAAAAGCGGGAAACUGUCGAAGAACGUGGAAAGGAAAGCGCAGCCGGCUGUCAACUACAUCUACACAUGUCUGAAGGACCAGGAGCCGCGUCUCUGGGGCCAGUCCAUGCAGCAAGUGUCUCAGGCUGCCUGUGGGCUGGACACGAUGAAUAACGACGAUCGGGUGCUGCAGUGCUGUUUGCAGUACAAGGCUUUAUAUCCAGAGGGCUCCGUAGUGCUGUGCACUAACGAUAAGAACCUGUGCAGUAAAGCUCUGCUGAGUGGAGUCAAGGCCCUGAGUAAAGCCGAUCUACAAGAGCAAGCAAAAGUAAACCCUGAUAACUUUCAUCAACGUUUGGACCUGACUUCUGCUUAUACACAUGCAGCACCUGAUAAGCAACAGCUGGAAGAGAAGGUACAGAGGUCAUGUGAAAAGGUGGAAGCGAGCAGGAAGAAGGAGACGGAGCGAGAACUGAGCGAGUGUGUGUCCGUGUUCGAGAGCAGCCUGCAGAGAGCUCUGUCUGCCGUCCUGGAGGAAGAGAUGAAGGCUGCGUUUGGAGAGCUGUGGCUAGAGAUCGUGUACGUGAAGCCUCCAUGGACUCUGGAUGCGUUGCUGCAGUGUUUCCGGAAGCAUUGGAUCGCUGUGUUUGGAGCCAUUAUUAGAAGAAGUCUGAUCAGUUGUGUGGAGACACUCAGCAGGUUUGUCAACACAGACGUACAAGUGGACCGCGGCUCUGUUCUUAACGUGGUAUCUGCGGCCGAGGAGCUUCUUACAGCGCUGCGCUGCAGGUCUCCGUACAGCGGCCAUGUGGACUCGGCCCUCUCCCACCUUGAGAACUUACAGCACAGGUUACAAGCCAAGCCUCAGAAAUCCCCAGUGGUUGACAGAGAGGGUGACACUCUAAUGGCUGAUGCAGUUCAGGAUGUAGCUCCGCCUUCACAAGCUUCUCAUCAGGAAGUGUGGGCUGUGUUCGAGAGCAUCUGGAACAAUGUGUGCCGUGUCAGCUCGGCUGUCUUCUCAGCACUGGACUUCUCUCCAGGCUCAUUGGGUUCACUAGAGCCACGAGCCACGCCGCCUCCCGAAGACGCUCUUAGCUGCCUCCACAGGCUCAACGCUGCUCUCGAGCAGCUGCUGGAGGCCUUCCAGAGGUUACUGUCUGUGAGCAGCACUAUAGAAGACGCUCAGGCACUGCUCACCUUUAUUCACACUAGCGAGAUCGCUGCUAUGGAGCCACGCUUCACUGCCAAGGACCUGUUUGAGUGCCUGUCUCACCAGGAGUACAGGGAGAAGCUGUGUAUAGGAGGAGCUCAGCUGAUGGAACUGAGGGAGAACCUGCAUCGCUGCGCAGCCGCUGCAUGCUGUCCGAACGGAGCUCAAAACUAAGAUCUGGCAACGUGUAGAAGUCUACACAGAAACCAAACUUGCACUGACGCUCACGUAAUCACUCAGUGAUCCGCCAGGGACUCAUCACUCAGGUAUCAUUCAGCUGGUCGAGACUGUGAUGAAGAAUUUCCACGAAUCCAAACACAAAACCUUAUGAUCUAACCUCUAGGUUUCCAAUAAGCAUGCGAGUGGUUUAGAGGUUAUUGCUGAGUAUGUUUGUUUUUGUGUAAUGAGGGACCAGAUCCUAGGAUCUGAUUUCUGAACCGAAUGGAGCUGCUGUUAGCAAAUUGCAGAAAAGUUGGUUUAUCUUUUUUUUUUUUCUUUCUUUUUAAAAAAAGACUAAAUAAAAAAAAACUAUUCAAUAGUUGCUGUGAUUGAAAGGGGGAACUACCUCAAAAUAAAAAGGUGCUGAAUGCAAGCUAUGUUUAAAGCCUUAAGUUCCAAAAACAGUUUGAAUAAUAAUAAUAAUUAAUAAAUGCAACAGGGAUGAUUUUUGUUUUUCUGUCUGAUCUGAUCUGAAGAUGUUCUUGUAUAAAGAUUUACGAACGUUUGUUUAUCGCGAUACCUCUUUUUGUAUCAUUGAGCAGUUUUGUUUUAUAUAACAAAUGCAUUUUAUAUUCCUUUAAAAAAUGCAGUCUGUGAAUAUAUACUGUAUGUAUGUAUUAUAUAUUUAUUUCUGCUGUAAAUUGUAAUC
This is a messenger RNA of Clarias gariepinus (North African catfish), 3542 nucleotides long. It is a transcript of the gene swt1, whose product is annotated as SWT1 RNA endoribonuclease homolog. The record is from RefSeq and is a predicted model, not a curated record. Bases 119 to 2848 code for a protein of 909 amino acids. NCBI's taxonomy places the organism in Eukaryota, Metazoa, Chordata, Actinopteri, Siluriformes, Clariidae. Gene Ontology annotation, cellular component: nucleus. The transcript has 19 exons.